This is a messenger RNA of Pocillopora verrucosa, 3310 nucleotides long. RefSeq names its product testis-expressed protein 2-like. NCBI's taxonomy places the organism in Eukaryota, Metazoa, Cnidaria, Anthozoa, Scleractinia, Pocilloporidae. Gene Ontology annotation, molecular function: lipid binding. The record is from RefSeq and is a predicted model, not a curated record. Gene Ontology annotation, cellular component: endoplasmic reticulum.
CGGGUCACGGAGUCGAUAAACUUGACGAGGAAAAAUUGCAAUUUCAAUGGUAAUCAUCGCCUCAUGGCGGGUAACUGUUUAAUUAGGAAGAGCACAGAGGGCUGGUGAAGUAGAGGAGAGCAAUGAGUGCAAAAAAGCCGCCACCCCGACCACCCUUACCACGAACAACGACCGCGAGAAGUGGCCAGCCAACCGGAGUAGCUCCUGAAAGAUCGAUUCGAAAUGCAUUUGCUUCGAUCUCUAUUCGUUACAGUUCUAGCAAUAAGGAGUUAGAUUCUGACGAAGAAAUAUCCAUCGAACGUAAAGGAAACAGAGAGAGCCAUGAUAGAAACGAUCCCCGACUGCGAAUCGAAGGUGAAAAUGAAGAGGAUGGUUUCUGUAAAGUGACAGUGGAAGAUUACGAACAGCUUGAGAGCGUCGACCCUUCUCGUCAGGAAGUUGACAAACAUACUGAAGCGAUUUCAAAUGCGAAAAAGAGCUCGUCGGAAGCUGGCUUGAAAUUAGCUAGUAAGAGCCACUCUACUCAAGAGCUGAGAGCGACCUCAGAAAAGCGGUCGAUAGUUCAGAAACAAAGUACGUGGCCGAGUUAUUUGCGAUCAGAAGACUCUGAUUCGGUCAUAAUGAAGUUCCUGCGUGGUCGAGGAGAUCAGGGAAACGAACCGAAGUCUGAACCCGCAAAAGAAGGCCUUUCGCUUCCAGAACAAGAGAUAAAAGAGGAAAACGAUGUCGGAUCGAUUCCCUCCAAAACUCAUGUUGAUGAAGAUUUACAAAGCAAAUUAACAGUGGACAGACCAAGAUCUAGGUCUCCGUCACCUUUUCGUCGUAAAUUGAAUCGAGAUCGUCAAGAUGAAAACACCCGUGGAGGUGCCGAACAGGAAAAGCCGAAAAGCUCAGCUGGCAUUUCUUUAUCAUCUCUGUUGGCGAGUUUAGCGAAAGAUGAAGCGCACGUUGAGCCUGAAGAAAUUGUUUCGGAUACCGAAGAAAAUGAAAGUAGCGCAGACAUAAACUCUGAAAUUCAAUCUUCUUCAGACUUGUCUUUCAAUUUAAACCAUUUUAAGGAGACCAGAAACACAAAAGCUGGUAGUGAUGUACGACAUUUACCGCACCCUACGGUAGACAAAUCCCCUCAUUUCGCCAAUUUUUGUUUUUGCUCUUUAAUAGUUUAUAUCUACUUCAUCACAUCGUCUCCUCCGUUUAUGUCUGGGGUAGUGCUUGGAGGUUUACUGACAUAUUUAGGGGGAUGUGCAUUUCUUUGGCUAUUUUGUCCAGUGGACUCCAUUGCUGAACGAUACGAAAAAGAACUAAUGGAAUAUGAACAAAGACUAGCAAGAAUCCCCACGCUUGAUUACAAAUCUACUGAUCCUGGGUUACUUUUAGAGAGAAACAAAUUAGAGGGCUGGAUGUUUAAGUCAUUUGAUUACAUCCCAGACAAGUUCGAAUUCAGUGCCGAGACUAUUCCAGUCUUUGCCUCCUUAAAUGGAACAAACUUAAAACUGUCACAUCCUCAUGUGGAAGAUUCUGGAAAGAAGUUUGACCCGCGAUCCAUUGAAGAGGGAGCAAGUGUAUCAUUCUCAAAGCAUGAACACUAUGAUUUAACUGGAAGCAAAGUUUCACUUUUACCAGCAUCAAUGACAAUGAAGAAAGUAUGGAGUCGAAAGUUUCCAAUCUGCCUUGCUCUUGAAAAGCUAGGGACACAUUCUGAAGAUAUCUCUUGUUUUAGCAAAAGUGCUGAUGAAGAAAGUGGUGCAAAGGAGAGCAUCAAAAUCAAGGAACAAGAUUCUUUAGAUGAUGUUGGUGUACUUUACUUAUUUGCAAGGACUGGUAGGGAGAAAGAAGAUUGGUAUAAUCACCUGUGCAGACUUCUUAAUGACAAUUCUGGAAACUCUUCUGACCUGGAGACCCCGCCAUUGUGUUCAUAUCCCCAAUACAUGGCUAAACUCAUUGCUCAGCCUUCCCAACAGUCAGAAAUUGCAUGGGUUAAUGUCAUGUUUGGGAGAGUAUUUUGGGAUGUAUGGCAUGACAAGUAUUGGACUAACAAGAUCAAGGAACGCUUUGAAAACAAGCUUGCCAAGAUGAAGAAACCCUCCUUCAUCCGGGACAUCUCAAUUUCUGAUCUUAACCUUGGCCAGAGUCUUCCAGUUAUAACAAAGACAUCUUCUCCGAAGGUUGAGCAUGAUGGUACAUGGGUUGAUUUAGAAGUGACUUACAAUGGAGGCUUGAUCCUUACUUUUGAAGGCCAUUUAAAUAUAGAAGGGUACUUGAGUUACUUUUUAAGCCUUGGAAACAGUGAGCAUGCAGAGCUUGAAAUGGCAGAGCUGUCUAGGAAAUAUGAAAAUCUUGACAAAGAAAGUUUGGGCGCAGCUGAACUUGAUAAUGACUCAGGAUCUGAGAGUCCACCUGACAGUGACUCUGACUUUGAAUCACCAGAAUCUGACUUUGAAGAGUUUAUGAUCAAGCCUCUUGGAACUGUGCAGAGUGGAAGAGAGAAGCUGGAAGAUAUUCCUCAGAGUGAAAGCUCUGACUCCUUCACCUUGAGCAGUUUUGAUGGUGAUGAAGAGCUUCUGGAAAGCAAGGAUCCUUUAUCUCUGAGUAAUGCAACUGAUGCAGAAGAAGGAAAUUCUUCUUUGGAAAAGAGCACUCAACCAAGAAGGAGACAACUGUCUUCUCAGAAACAGAGUUCAAGUGAGGAACUAUCAGAUAAAGGCUUGCUCACUGAAGUUCUUCCUGAGAAGACAUCAGAAAGUGCCCCUAGUACUCCAAUGAAAAAACAUUUAGGUCUUUCUACUAAGAAUGGACCAAAGCGCAAAAUCUUCAGUGUAAUUGAACGGCUGGCAAAAUCUAAGUGGGUGAAGAAGGCAGCGGAGACUGGCAUUGUCAAGAGAGCAGCUGAGAGGUUUUCUAAUCUGCCAAUUAUUUUGUCAGUGGAGGUAUUAACAGUCAAAGGAACUCUUGCACUGAACAUUCCCCCACCUCCUACAAACAGGCUGUGGUAUGGUUUCCGGGGGAGUCCCAUGUUGUUUGUCUCUGCAAGACCAAAGCUUGGUGAACGUCAAGUCAAACUCACCCAUGUUACUGACUGGAUUGAAAAAAAGUUGAAACAAGAGUUUAAGAACAUGUUUGUCCUUCCCAACAUGGAAGAUCUUCCAAUUAGGCUCAUGAAUUCAGGACUAGAGGAACAGUUCCCGCAUUGGUGACUGACUGAUUACAGAGCUUGUAAAAUAUCACUGUUUUCAAGAGCAUUAAAAAAUGUCUCCUUUGAUUAAAACAAGAGCCACCUAGACACUGACAUGUCAAUGUUGCCCUUGGCGCA